Molecule: messenger RNA, 644 nt
Organism: Melopsittacus undulatus (budgerigar)
Lineage: Eukaryota; Metazoa; Chordata; Aves; Psittaciformes; Psittaculidae
Gene: NABP2
Product: nucleic acid binding protein 2
Exons: 7
Coding region: 126-644 (172 amino acids)
Biological process (GO): response to ionizing radiation; double-strand break repair via homologous recombination; mitotic cell cycle checkpoint signaling
Cellular component (GO): SOSS complex
Molecular function (GO): DNA binding
Source: RefSeq, a predicted model, not a curated record
GCCGCCAUUGGCUGACGGCUCCGCGCUCCCGCGAGCUGAUUGGCUGCGAGCCGGGGGUGGCCGGGACACUUCCGGGUGUGCCCGCGGUGGCGGCGGCGGAGCGGGGCAGGGCCCCGUUGAGCACCAUGAGCACCGAGACGCUGGUGAAGGACGUGAAACCAGGGCUGAAGAACCUGAACCUCAUCCUCAUCGUGCUGGAGACGGGGCGGGUGACGAAGACCAAGGACGGACACGAGGUGCGCACGUGUAAAGUGGCCGACAAGAGCGGCAGCAUCAACAUCUCCGUGUGGGACGACGUCGGGAACCUCAUCCAGCCUGGGGACAUCAUCCGGCUCACCAAGGGGUACGCGUCCGUCUUCAAGGGCUGCCUCACGCUGUACACGGGGCGCGGGGGGGACCUGCAGAAGAUCGGAGAGUUCUGCAUGGUCUAUUCCGAGGUACCCAACUUCAGUGAACCCAACCCCGAGUACGCGGCGCAGCAAUCACAGAGCAAAGGGGCCCAGAACGAGAGCACACCCCCGCCCCCCCCCCCAGACGAGCCAAGGCCCCCCCGCGCCCCCCCCGGCGGCCGCAUCACCCGGAGCCAACCCGGACACCCCCCGCUCAGCAACGGCAAAGAGACAAGGAGGAGCAGCAAGAGAUAA